Molecule: messenger RNA, 1575 nt
Organism: Diplodia corticola
Lineage: Eukaryota; Fungi; Ascomycota; Dothideomycetes; Botryosphaeriales; Botryosphaeriaceae
Exons: 2
Coding region: 1-1575 (524 amino acids)
Source: RefSeq, a predicted model, not a curated record
AUGUCCUUCCUCCCUGAACCCACCCGCAGCCCCGCGCAAUCAUCCCCGUCGCGAUUACCUACCUUGUCAAGACGCCCCACCGUUGGCGCCGCAGACAAAGAGCAUGGAGCCAAACGACGGAAUCAACUACCGCAGCCCUCGGCCUCGAAGACAGCCGCUACCGCGACGCAGGAAGACCGCGGCGCCGGCCAGUCCAGCCAGCCCGCGGCGCCCCAGAGCAGACCGCUGAACCGGACGCAAAGCGUCGGCGCAAAGCUGGCCGCCACGAGAAAGACGGGGGAUGCUGCAAGAAAGGAGAUGCCUCCCCCUCCGGUACCUUCAGGCGUGACUCGGACGCGGUCACUGCGGAGACCUACAGGUGGUCAGAAUGCCGCGUCAGGACUGCGCGCGCCGGCCUUGACCGGCGCUUCCUCAGGCGCUCCAAAGAAUGCUGGUUCCGGAAGCACCAGCAGACCAGGUUCAUCGUCAGGGACGUCGUCCAAAAACGCCGCAUUGCAGAAACCGGGUCUGAGGGAACGAACGAGAGCUGCCACAGUGUCUUCGCCCCAGCCUGAGCGGACACGUCCGGCGGCGGCGUCCCAAAAGAUUCAACAUGCGUCCAGCAGCGGCUCGAAGAUCGGCGGCACGGCCCUGAAGCAUACGAGAUCAAGGUCAGACCUCCCGGGUGGGGCAGGGCGGACGCAGACAGGCAUUGCAUCCUCCCGGAGCGCAAUGGGCUCAGAAAAAGAGCCCAAACCGGCGGCCAAGCCGGCUUUUUCCACGUUGCAGCAGCACUAUUCUCCAAAGAAGACGUCGGAGCCGAAGAAGGCUACGUCGGCCUUUUUCCAUGCAUCAUCAGUCAGCACCGGGGGUACGGACGCGCUUUCAGCCGAAGUGCUGGCGCUCCAAACAGAACUCCUCCAGCUACACAUGCUGCACGAGUCGGCAGCGGACGUCCGGACGCAGUGGGAGCGCAGCGCAGAGCACGCACUCCGGCUCCAAUUCUACGAGGUGGCGACGGCGCACCACAACAUGCGCAAGAACGAGAGCGAGGUGCAGGAGCUGGUGAACCUGCAUGCGCUGCAGGAGUGGAGCAGUGGGAACGCCACGUUGGGGCUCGCGGAGAAUAUCCAGCUCCUUGGGCCGCUCCUGAACGAGCUGCGGGCGCUCACGGACGCGGGCGGACGACACACGAGCGCGGUGCAAGAGUUCGAGGGGUGGAGCAGCCGGGCGGAGGAGGUGUGGAUGCAGCGGGAGCGGGAGCAGGAGCAGGGGCGGAGGGUGAGGGUGGUGGAGGGGCUCGGGGACGGAUGGAAGGUGGAAGUGGCGGCGCUCAUCCGCAAGGUGACGGCACUGGCACGCGACGCGGACCGGCUGGUAGAGCCGGCGGCGGGAUCCAGCAUCAGCACGGUGGUAGGAGGGUGCCGGGCGCUGGUGACGGGCAUCAUGCACGAACUGCAGCUCAUGAGGCGCAUCGAGGCCGAGGUGGGGCAGAGCGAGGCGUGGUUUGUCGAGCAGUCGCUGCAGGGAAUGGACGCAGAAACGGAGCUGGCGCAGGGAACGGGAGCGGGCGGCAUGGUGUGGCAGCAGGUGUAG